AGCGUACACUUCCAUUUUCUCGAUCCACUCGGCGAACAGAGAGCACGUGUUUGUUCGCCGGCAGUUUUGUCUCCUUCGAAAGACUCGAUUUUUUUUAUCUUUUCGAAAUCUCACCGUUGUUUACGCGAUUAUCGCGUAUCGUGUAUAAUAUUCGAAUCAAUCGUUUAGUUCCUUUCCACAAAAUAAUAUCAACAUGAAUCCGGAGAAGUUGAAGAAGCUUCAAGCCCAAGUACGAAUCGGCGGUAAGGGAACACCCCGACGCAAGAAGAAGGUAGUACAUGCCACCGCUGCGACAGAUGACAAAAAAUUACAGAGUUGUCUGAAAAAGUUAUCUGUUAACACUAUUCCUGGUAUAGAGGAAGUUAACAUGAUUAAGGACGACGGCACUGUCGUUCAUUUUAAUAAUCCAAAAGCCCAAGCCAGCUUAUCGGCUAACACAUUCGCGAUUACUGGCCAUGGGGAAAAUAAACAAAUAACCGAAAUGUUGCCUGGUAUAUUGAGUCAACUAGGUCCAGAAGGUCUAACACAACUAAAACGGUUAGCGAGUACAGUGGCGGGUAGUGCAGUCGGUAAAGCUACGCUAGAAGAAGACGAUGAAGUUCCCGACUUAGUCGAGAACUUUGAUGAAGCUAGCAAAGAAGAGGUUGCACCAAAAAAAGAAGUCGAGGAGAACGAUAAAGUCUCCGGUGACAAAAAAGAAAUCAUCACAAUCGACGAAAAGAAAGAGGCACCAUUAGCUACGCCCGAAGCUUAAAGAUUUUAUUGUCGAGGUAAAGCCCUAGAUUUCCUUAUUUUCUAUAGAUGUUUCCCAGGACAGACUGUUGUAAUUAAAAGUCAAGAAAUGCAAAGUUGCAUAAGCAACGAGUAAACGAAAUAUAACUAUACACACGUUAUAAAUACUUGACAUACACUAUAAUACUGCUAUAUGAGUAACAGUUGACAAGAAAUAAAAGAGGCUGUUACAGAAAUUAAAUAUUUCUACGAAAGAUGUGUUUCUUAUUUUAUUGCAUCUGUUAAACGCAAACUUUGUUUUGAAUCAGCCAAGGAAAAACAUUAUUAUUCCCGAAUUAAAAAAAAAAAAAAAAAGCGGGAAUAUAUAUAUAUUUAUAUAUAUAUAUAUAUGUUCCAUAUGUUUAAACAAAAAUCACAUUCUAUAACAAUGUUGUGAACGUUUAUCUCAGUUGCUCAAGUGUAUGUAAAGAUUAAUACAAAAUAAUGAAUUUAUAUAAUAUGGCUAUAUAUCAUAUCGACGCCUUGAAACAAAGAGCAAUGACUUUUUAAAGAAGAGCAUUGUUUUAUUAGCUUUAAUUUUUCAUUUCAACAAACUUUAUACAAGCUGGGACUUCAAAUUAAUAGCGGGAAAAAAGAAAAAAGAGAAAAGGAAAAUACAAAGUUACACUCGAGAAGCAGAGGAUAAGGUUCAUCUAUCUGUAAUAAUGUUAUUUAACGAAGGAAAGUUUAUAUAGAUUAUAGAUGGAAGCAAAAGUAGGUGGAAAAUAUUGAAACACUUCUAUUUUAAUCAAUAAAGUUAAUAACGAUGGCUACUAACUGGUUACUACGAAGUGGUACCAAACUUGCAAUAGCUUUCCAGCACAGAGAUAGAGAAAGAAAAGGGGUGUAAUAUUUUGUAAUGUAAUCUAUGGAAUAAAUUCUUUUGCUGGAAGUGCGGUUUUCUACUUAAAAAUAAAAAACGAAGAAAAAAAAAAGAGAAACAAAAAAGAACAAAUUUCAUGCGUUCCGUCACACUGUAUACAAUAAUCUUAUUGUCUCGAUAUUUAUAUUUUCAUUGGUAGAAUAAACUUGUAUCAAAUA
Vespula pensylvanica (western yellowjacket) is the source of this 1812-nucleotide messenger RNA. It is a transcript of the gene bic, whose product is annotated as transcription factor BTF3 homolog 4. The coding region runs from base 194 to 754 and encodes 186 amino acids. NCBI's taxonomy places the organism in Eukaryota, Metazoa, Arthropoda, Insecta, Hymenoptera, Vespidae. The transcript is spliced from 4 exons. Gene Ontology annotation, cellular component: cytosol; nascent polypeptide-associated complex. The record is from RefSeq and is a predicted model, not a curated record.